AUGUCCGCGUUAUCUUCCCUUUCUAAAUUCCUACCAUCUAUCAACUCUCGUGACAGGCCUACCGACCCUUUACACCAGCUUCGCUUCGUCCUCGACACAAUGCCUAGCUCCAGGAAAUACCUCUUCACAGCAGCGACUCGCGCAGAGAUUCUCUCAGAACUCUAUGACGCGUUCUGGGGAUCGUAUGCUCACCUCUUUCUUCCCAAUUCUAAUUCAAGUCUCCCGCUGCACGCCACACUCAGUCAGGUCCAGUCAUCUUUGGGAUUCUCUGGCGCAGGAAAGGAAGCACCUGUACUACCAGGGAGACCUUGCGGUCACAUUCUCAAGAAGGGAGAGAGUUGUUUCAGAUGCAAGGAUUGCGCUCUGGAUGACAGCUGCGUCCUUUGUCCCAAAUGCUUCCAUGCGACAAAUCACAUUGGACACAACGUCAGUUUUUUCAUUGCCCAGCAAUCUGGUGGAUGCUGUGAUUGUGGUGAUGAGGAGGCAUGGAGAACUCCCAUAGGCUGCCCUUACCAUCCACCACCCACAUCCGAUGACGAUGAAAUGUCUGGUCUUUCCACUCCCAAAGUCACCUCAAAAUCCUUGCAGGAUUCUAUCCCUACUGUAAAAAACUUUCCUGACCGCGUCUUUGUACCUCCAGAUCUUCGUGAGACCAUGAGCAGGACAGUAGGCUAUGCCCUAGACUUCAUUCUUGACACCCUAGAUUUCUCUCCUGAUGAACCUUCUGUCCCCGCCAAUGAGGCAGAUCUCCGUCUCCAACCUUCUGCUGAUCCCGUGCCGAAGGACCAGUUCUGUAUUGUCCUUUGGAACGACGAAAAGCACUCUUUUGACGAGGUGAUCAAACUUCUCUGUGACAAGACCAAUUGCCCGCGCGAUGAGGCCUCCGAAAUUACUCACCGGAUCGAUGAGCAGGGUCGGGAGAUAAUCGAAAUGAGCUCCAACAUACAGAAGCUUCUCGAGACAGCUCAGUCUUUGACCAUCAUUGAUUUGGGUGUCACGGUCCGGAGAGCCUAUGACACAUUCCGAGAACAGGUCGUCUCUGUCAUCAUAGAAUGGCUAUUAGACCUCACCCACAGCCGCCUUGGAAGCGAUACCCUCAUAUUGCGCGAAGUCAUAUCCGAGGAAUUACUUUCGCGUCGCAGGACAUCUUACACAUCAAACCCUCAUGCUCUCCAUUCCCUCCCUGAUAUCUCUGCCGUCCCUACCAGACUUGAUAUAUUGUUCCUCUAUCAUGCUAGGCUCUGGAAGAAGCCUCGCCUGAGCCUGAAAGAGAUCUACACUUCUGUUCUUACUCUCAGCCACCCACAUAAGCUUGCAAUAGCCGGACACUUUGCAAGCGUGUACCAUCGUGUCAUCGAUGCGUACCUCCUCGUUGAUCAUGAAGCAGAGACGUCAAUCAAAUAUUUUGCUUUACAGCUGUUUACGACACCUUCUGUUGCCGCCCAUAUCGUCCGUAACUACAAGCUCGUUUCCCGCCUCCUGGCCAUCAUUACAGCCUUCUUCACAAACCAGAUAACUGAAAAGCAUAUCAUCUAUCCCCCCAUGUCCAUAACGAACAUCGACGUCGAUACUUUUCCUUUCAAAUCUAAACGCUUCAUGCCUGUCUUCAGCGAUCUUCGCUAUCUUUGCCAUAAUGAGCCGGUGCAAAAGAUGAUUGCUCAUAACCGUGAAUUCAUCGUACAAUUCGCCAAGACGUGCCAGCUCUUCAUGUGUAUCAAUCCAAACAAACGAGCUGCUACCAAUCACGUCGAGUAUGAGACAGAUGCAUGGAUUAGCGUUUUCAAUGUAACUUUAUCCCUAUCCCGUGUCAUCAAGGUAUACGGCGAAGCGUUCGCCAAGGCUACUACCGCCGAACUUGCUUCAGCGAUUUCAACCAUUGUUCAUCAUAUUUUGAUGGUGUGUACUCUUGCGGAGGACAGACUCGACAGGACAAAGUAUUCUCCCAUUGCGUUCCACGAAGUGUUCUUCGGGAACGCCGUUUACAACGUCAUACAAUUCGACGUGCUCGAAGGAUGGACAAGUUUUCACCAUUCCCUACACUGGCUACUUGCCGAACUGUUCAAGCAUGUAGACCUAUUGACAGAAGAUCGUUUACGAGAUGUUGGGAUGACGGGCGUUCGUGAUAUCCUCCUGCGACAUGCAAGCGAGCAAGCCAUCUUGACCGUAAUUGACUUCCCUCUCAGAGUUCUUGCUAUGAUUGCACAGAUUCGUACUGGUCUUUGGGUUCGGAAUGGCUUCGCCAUUCGAGGACAACUCCUUCAUUAUCGUGAUUUCAUGCUCAGGGAGCUUUGCUAUGAUCAGGAUAUCUUCAUUCUCCAAGUCGCGCUUGCCGUUCUAGACCCUAACACCGUUAUCGUCACAAUCUUGGACCGGUUCGGGCUCGUGGGCUACUUCUCCGGUGCUUCUUUGCACUCCGUGUACGAAGGCACCCAAUUGACCAGCAUGGUCGAAGAGGUUUUGUACAUAUUUAUAACUAUCCUGAGCGAGGACGCAAAUGCUGGCCGAUUACCCGUUCCAAGCCAGAUUCGUCGCGAAAUCAUUCAUGCGUUAGCCCUUGGCCCAUGUUCGUAUACUGAUCUGGUGAAGAGGGUUGCAGAACGCCUGGUCGAAGAUAUCAAUUUCGAGAAGGUAUUGAAGGAGGUUGCAGUCUUCCGUUCCCCCGAAUCCACGACGGACUGCGGCGUCUAUGAGCUGAAGGAUGAGAUGUACGACGAAGUUAAUCCAUUCUUCUAUCAUUAUACGCGCAACAAGCGGGAAGAGGUGGAAGCCAUUCUUCUCAAUCGCUUGCGGAAGGCAGGACAGUCUGAACCUGUCCUCGUUCCCAAACCAAUGCAAGUCACAGCAGGACCGUUCUCUAUCAUCUCAUCAACAUUCGAGUCUGAGGCGUUAUUACAAGUGAUCUUUUACUCCAUUUUCAAUGUCCUUGUAGCGACGGAUGAAUCUGGAUCGGCCCCGCCUUCUGCAGAAGCUAUCCUUGACCAGAUCCUGCACCUCAUCAUGUUGGCACUUGUGGAGCGUGCCGUCAUUUUCAGCAACCUUUCUGCUGUAAAGACAUUUGAAGGCAGGACUCUCGUCGAUACUCUCUGCGCUCUCGAAUUCCACGACAAAUUCAAGACGUACAAAGCUCGAGUAGGAUGGAUCUUGAACCGCAUGGCACUCCAUGUUCCGCAGGAAGUACAGAGCCGAAGACACAUUCUCGAUAUAACGCUUCCCGCUGCCUCUGAUGUGGAUGAAGCUAGGAAACGUGCUGCGAAAGCAAGGCAAGAAGCUAUCAUGAAGCAAAUGAAAGCCCAGCAAGCUAGUUUCGCAAUUAACUUUGACGACAUUGACGACGAUGAAGAUGAGAUAAUGGAGGAUGCUGAGGAGGAACAAGUUUCCUAUGGGACUUGUAUCGUUUGCCAGGAGGAUCUUAGCGUGCACUCUUCUCGCCUAUUCGGUAUGCUGGGAAUGCUACAGCCGAGUCGUUUUAUUCGACGCCAGCCAGACGGCUUCAACAACACUUUUCUUAAGGAAGCCUUACAGACGCCUGUUUCGCUGGAUCGUUCCGUUCCCCAGGUCAACAACACCUUCCCGCCUCGUGACGCCGAGAUCAAUGAUGCCAAAGCUGGCUUAUCAUCUAAAUUUGAAGGGUUCCCAGCUCAAUAUACUCGCUUUGGCAUGAAUGCAUCAGUGUGUAGCCAUAUGAUGCAUUUAGAUUGCUUCCACGUCUACAGUGUGUCAAUCAGGCAGCGACACAGGGCGCAAGCCACCCGGAGCCACCCCGAGAGCAUUCCUCGGAAAGAAUUCAUAUGUCCACUAUGCAAAAGCCUGGGAAACGUUAUCAUUCCCGUAUCUGCCCCUCCAACAAUUCCCCUAAAUAUCACUCCCUUUCCCGACUGGAUCCGUGCAGCCGGAAUCAAUAUUCUCAAAUCCCGCCCUGACCCAGUCACAAAUUCUCUCCAAUUCCGGACAGGAACAGGGGAAUUUGUAUUUUGGAGUGCUCAGGACCCAGUGUACACGACGACUCUGCGGGGUAUGGAGAAGGCGGAAGGUUCUGAUUCGUUCAAAAUGGUGGAUACAGUCAUGAUAGUAUCCAAGUCGGUUUCCCAACAGACCAGACAUCUGCGGGACCGUCCUGAGCCAGAAUCUUCUGAGCGAGGAGCAGGCCUGUAUCUUCCCGAAGAACUCGUUGGUUAUACCAUUGCGGCCAUGGAAAUCUCUCAGCGAGGCAUAGAGUCACCUACUGGUUUCAUGGUGGAUAAUUUGUCGGAGGCUCAGAUGCGGAUGAUCAGAGGGCUUCUAACAUGUCUGACCCGGCUGUCAGCACUGCACUACAAAGGCCGACCUGAUGAAGGGCGAGACUCUGUGCGGCAAGCUAUUAUCAAACGGCUAUUGCCCGAAUGGAGCCGUAGUUCGCUUACAUCGUUUUCAUAUCCAUUGCUCCUCCGAGAUCCCUUUACCCUUCUCGUCGAGACUGCCGCGGUUGCCCCGGAUAUGCUACGGCAUGUCCUAGUAUUGACGUACUACGCUUGUUUAGCGAGGACAGUUAUCGGUUUAGUAUUCGUGCUAAACAAAAUACGAAGCUACAACUCGACGCCCCCAAUCCAACGAGCGCACGAUGAUAUAUUUGGAGACGUCCGCAUGUUCUUCAUGUCUGUUGUGCGACAUUCACCCGUGUUUGAACACACAGCGACUCUGGCCUUCGAGACUUUUGGAGAGGCCCGCAUGGAGAAACUGAUGUAUUCAUUUACACUUCCCUUCCUCCGAAAGGCCACCAUCUUAUGCCGCUCAGUUCUACCUUCUGCGUUCCCCACCCCCGACCAUAUCGAUGCCAACCAGAGUGAGUACAACAGACUACUCGCUAUGCUUGGAAUUCCCCCACUUUCCGAUCUUCCGAACCAGGACACGCUGCAAAAUGCAUUAUCGGGCUGGUGCGCACACUAUGGCCACUCGCACGCCGCGUCACCUUUGAACUUUGGAGUUCUUCUGGAUACCCCUACUAUAUAUCGUCUUGCACGACUUCCAUUUGUGCUUGACAACUUGUUUGCAGACCGGGAAAAAACGCUGACCUGCGCCAAGUGCAAGACCGUACCUAUCGAUGCUGCGAUAUGCUUACUGUGUGGUGCCACCUGCUGCAUGCAGAGUCACUGCUGCAUGGACAGCGAGUCUGGUGAAGGUCAUGGGGAAUGCAACAUGCAUACCCGAGAAUGCGGUGGGGCGAUUGGAAUAUAUUUCCUCGUCAAACGAUGCUCCCUACUGUAUCUGUAUGCAAAUAACGGAACCUUCUCACAGUCCCCGUAUCUAGAUGUUCAUGGUGAGAUUGACAUAUCAAUGCGACGGGGACGUAGACAAUAUCUGCAUCAUGCACGAUGGGAGGAAGUGCGGAAGACGUGGCUCAAUCAUGGUAUUCCGACUGUUAUAGCACGAAAGCUGGAGAGUACUUUGGACUCGGGAGGUUGGGAGACACUUUGA
Messenger RNA from Desarmillaria tabescens, 5451 nucleotides. RefSeq lists its product as uncharacterized. NCBI's taxonomy places the organism in Eukaryota, Fungi, Basidiomycota, Agaricomycetes, Agaricales, Physalacriaceae. The transcript is spliced from 6 exons. Bases 1 to 5451 code for a protein of 1816 amino acids. Gene Ontology annotation, biological process: ubiquitin-dependent protein catabolic process via the N-end rule pathway. Gene Ontology annotation, molecular function: zinc ion binding; ubiquitin protein ligase activity. The record is from RefSeq and is a predicted model, not a curated record.